CUGUGAAUAGAUUCUUAAUGGUUCUGUUCACCAUCCAGUCCAGUAGGGGGCAGUGAAACACCCAACUAAAAGACAAAGGAGAAGAAGAGCUGAAGACGUUGUGCCACUUGGACGGCCUAGUUAUCCAGCUAAGCUAAAACAAUCUCUACAUUUAGCUGUUUCUACCUGCAGUUUUACAGAGAAUCUUAAAUCAGUUCAAUUAAAAACAGCAUUUGGAGAGGAUUAACUCACUGAUCCUGAGGAAUAAUAAAAAGAAGAAAAAAAAGACAUUAUUUGUACGAUGACUAGUCAAGAAGAAACACAGACAGACCUUCACCGCUGCUUAGUGUGUGGAAAGAGUUUUAGUCAAGAGAAGGAUCUCACAGCACACCAGCGCAUCCACAGACGACGCAAACAGCAUCAGUGCCAACAGUGUGGAAAGAGUUUCACUCAAAAGUAUCGUUUCUACGAACAUCAGCACACUCAUACAGGAGAAAAGCCAUAUCAGUGCUCACAGUGUGGAAAGUGUUUUGUUUACAUGAGGAGUCUCAAAGUACACCAACGCCUCCAUGAAGGAGAAAAGCCCUAUCUGUGCUCACUGUGUGGGAAGGGUUUUAUUACCAAGAGUCAUUUUAAACAGCAUCAACAGAUUCACACUGACGACAAACCGUAUCACUGUUCACAUUGUGGGAAGAGUUUCAAUCAAAAGUAUUCUUUCCAGCAACAUCAGCGUAUUCAUACUGGAGACAAACCCUUUCAUUGUUCUCAGUGUGGGAAGAGUUUUAUUCAAAAGGUCUCUCUUCUGAAACAUCAGCGUAUUCACACUGGGGAGAAACCAUAUUACUGCUCAGAGUGUGGGAAGAGUUUUAAUAAUGUAAGCAAUUUCCAACAACACCAGCGCAUUCACACUGGAGAGAAGCCGUAUUACUGCUCCGUGUGUGGAAAGAAUUUUACUCAAAAUGCCUCUUUAAAAAGCCAUCUACGCACACAUACUAAAGGGACAGGAAAAAAGUGUUCUCAAGGUCCAUGCCCUUGAGGGGCUGCUUUAGGGCCACAAACUGGGAUGAGAAACAAAAUUCCUUAACUAUUAUUGUAAUGUUAUUAUGUUGAUGAGAUGUCUUUAAUGCACACACAUAUUUUCUUUUUUUUUCUGUUUGUUCCAUUUCCAGUUUAGGUUCCUUGAACCUGCUUAAAGACCUGAAUUUAAUAGUUUUUACAUACAAUGAAUAGUGCAUUUGUUUAGUGGACUACAAGGGCCGUUUGUGCUUUUUACGCUAUUCUUGCAUUUCAUUCAUGGAUGCUGUGAAGUUAUCAAACCGAAUUGGGGGUUUUAAGGUGAAUUAACAAGACAGAGCUGACAUCUCUGCCUAAAAUUUAUUUUCCCAGCAAAAA
Molecule: messenger RNA, 1371 nt
Organism: Clarias gariepinus (North African catfish)
Lineage: Eukaryota; Metazoa; Chordata; Actinopteri; Siluriformes; Clariidae
Product: gastrula zinc finger protein XlCGF71.1-like
Exons: 2
Coding region: 281-1015 (244 amino acids)
Biological process (GO): negative regulation of transcription by RNA polymerase II
Molecular function (GO): DNA-binding transcription repressor activity, RNA polymerase II-specific
Source: RefSeq, a predicted model, not a curated record